AGAUACAAUCCCUAUGAAAGUAAAUGCAAGAUAUGCAAGGCAAAACUCCACCAGGUCAAAGCCCAUUAUUCUUGUUCUUACAAAAAGGGUAUUUGCGCUAUGUGUGGCAAGCAAGUGCUGGAUACGACCAGUUAUAAGCAAUCUUCAAAGUAG
This is a messenger RNA of Phycomyces blakesleeanus NRRL 1555(-), 153 nucleotides long. RefSeq lists its product as hypothetical. The transcript is spliced from 2 exons. Lineage: Eukaryota; Fungi; Mucoromycota; Mucoromycetes; Mucorales; Phycomycetaceae. Gene Ontology annotation, molecular function: microtubule binding. The annotation marks the transcript as partial. Gene Ontology annotation, biological process: cytoplasmic microtubule organization. The record is from RefSeq and is a predicted model, not a curated record.